Volvox carteri f. nagariensis is the source of this 2721-nucleotide messenger RNA. RefSeq lists its product as uncharacterized. The transcript has 9 exons. Lineage: Eukaryota; Viridiplantae; Chlorophyta; Chlorophyceae; Chlamydomonadales; Volvocaceae. Bases 1 to 2721 code for a protein of 906 amino acids. The record is from RefSeq and is a predicted model, not a curated record.
AUGUUUUGGUCCUCGGCGCCCCAGCACAUGGAGCGACACAGGCGAUGUCGGGGCCUGGCCCAAACAGGUCGCCUGAUCUGCAUCAGCACGGCGAUCAUUAUCUGCUGGGUGAUGCUGCAAGAUGCCGCGGGGGGUACCUGCAUGCAACCAGCAAUGGAGGUACUCGAGUCCGGGGUCCACGUUGCGGCCAAGCAAUCUGCGGAGGCUCUGCGGACAGAUGAGCCGCUAUUGCAUCACCAAGGAUCCCAGGAUACCGCUGCGGCGACCCGGCCCUGGCUGGGCGAACGAAGCCUCAUGUCUGAAGAUGCCGGUCCGCCGCCAAGUGACUCCGACCCGCAGUCGCACCCGUAUGCGACCGUCCCGACAUCACCCAAUGAGUCCUGCAGGCUCUGCAUCAAGAUUGAGGUUGUGCCGCCCGCAGUUGAAAUGGUGGGAUUCCAGCUGAAACUGGAUGAGGAGCGAUGCGCGCAGGCGGCAUCCAACAUCGCGACAGCAAUGGGCAACAUAAAGGGCAUCGGGCUCCGGAACUACAACAGCACCGAUGUCCUUAAAAAGCCAUUCAAGCUGAAGGCGUGUGAUCCUGGCGAUACGGCUGCUACAGGCGCCCGCAUGCAUCCCUACAUGACUGUGUGCGGUGCAUACUUCCGGCGACCACACGUCAUCGAAGCUGUUUCAAAGCGACUGGCAAACGGACUACUCCAGCGCUUCGUUGACGAAUUGCUGCCUGAGUGGUGCCCGCCGCGAUCUGCGGCCCCGUACAACUUCACCGCUUCCGUUGUUGCGCCGCGGCAGGAAGAGCGGUCAUGCUUCUACAGCUUCCAGCGCCGGAGCUCUUGCAUCUCCCGCAGUCCCCAAGCCCCUAAGCAACCCCUUAUUUGGCGCCCGCGUCAGCCACCUAACCGUCCACCGCGACCCCCGAGCCCAGAGCCAGACUUCUUUUACCAGCCGCCGCCGCCGCCCUCGCCGCCACCUUCACCCCCCGGUCCGCCGCCAUCACCGCGACCCCCUGCUCCACGACCUCCCUCUCCUCCGCCUCCGCCACCACCACCCAGGCCGCCGCCUCCAUGGCCGUACCCGCCACCGCCGUAUGUCGACCUUGUCUGCAUCCGUCUGGCAUAUGACGGCCUUAAACUCCUCAACGAGAGUACCACAUGCGGCGGGGAGUCUGGAGCCUGCCUGUGGAACCUUAUGUACACCGUUUUUAACCACGGCAUUUACGCGCUCAAUACAAGAGGGAUCGCACACACUUGGACAAACCGCUACUGUGGGGACAAUGAUAUUGUCCUUUGCAGUCCCAUCUUCGUCAACGACACAAGUCGUGCGCUAGACGCACUCAGCCUCGCCCUGCCGAAGAUUUUUGACGACAUCUUCCCCCCGGGACGCAGGUUCAGCUGCUUUGAGCCCGGCAGCAACCCGAAUGCGGAUGCGACGCAAUGGCGGUUGCUGCUCGGGUGCCUCAGGCCUGACAGUCCCACUAUCCCUUUCAAAGUGACCGGCGUACAGGUGGUGCAAGACCUGGCGUUGCCAAGGGGACUGCAGACACCGCCACCGGCAUGCUUCUCCAUCGAUCUCAAACCACUCCCAACAGAGCCACUUCAGCCCCGGAACGAUGGCUGUUCGAAUACCACACAGCUCCGGGGCCUUAUCCUGAUGGUGGACCCCUCCGUCAAGGCGAGAGACAGUAUGUAUAUCAUCUACCGGAGUGCAUGGGUCGACCGACCGGCUGACAACUCCUACGAUUCCCUGCUUUGGAAUCAGCUGCCGUGGAAUGUCAGCGCACCUGGGUACUUGUCUGUGCUUCAGGACACUCCGUCAGAUUGGGGGCUGCUGCAGUCCGUCGUCGUAAACGCCGCCAACGGCAACAACCUGCCCGUGGACUGGUCACAGCGGAUGUGCACUUCCAGUGAUGUCAUGUUCUGCACCGACAUCGCAACCGACGAGUUUUCAAGACUGGCAAACGUGUUGAGCGGUGUCAUGCCCCAAGUCCUCAAAGCGCUAUGUGAUCGUGCCGGAACCCAGCUGGCGUACUACAAAAGCGUACGGCUGUGGUACGGCGGUAAUCCGUUGGUUGGUGCUCAGCAGAUUGAAAGGCUGGAUUUCGGUAACUGUCUCGCGCAGCCGCCGCCAUCGUUGAUGUCGCCCCCUCCCCGGCCUCUGGUCCCCCUGCCGUGCGUGUACGGCUCCAACGCGUCAUCGGUUGGACCGCUGAGGCUGCGUCGGGAAGUGCAGAUUGAGUCCAACAUCUCCAUUCAGGGAGUAGCCCUGGGGCGAUCUAUUCCCUGCUUCGCGCUGGAGGUGGCAUCAAACAGCAGCACAACCCCGCCCAAUGCCUGCAACGCCAACCGACUGACCGGCCUCAUAUUCCGGGCCAGUGACACCGCGAAAUCAGCCCUCAAAAGCAUAAUCUUCCGUACAGCGCUGGGGGACAGGCAAGCAGCUGCCGUACCCCCAUGGAACACCCUGCCAGGCAGCAGCAGCAGCAGUAGCAACAUCACUGUCCUCAACACGCUGGCUGUUUCCGAAGCAUUCAUCAAGGAAUUCCCCCCCUUGUGGACGGUGGACCAGGUCCGGAGCCAGUCAGCUGUGGGACGAGCUCGCGUGUGUUUGGACAUCGAACCAAAACUGCUCCGUGACUUCUGCAUGGGCGAUACUUGUACCGUACACCUGUACUACAGCGCGUCGUGCUGCCCGGCGGAUUCAGCCGUCGCGCCAGCUGUUUGA